GGGGCGGGGUCUGGAGGCGAAAGCGAAAGCAAGAGCGGAGGAGUCCGGGGGCAGCGAUGAGCUCGGAAGAGGAGGAUUCCUUCGUCCAUGUGGUGCCCGGCGGGAGCCCGGAGAGGGGAUCCCCGGAGCUGAACGUGGAGAAAAUCCAGAGGGGGAUCGAGCGCUGGAAGGAGCUUUUGCAUGCUACGGAGCAAGGAUGUGCAGAGCUGGAAGUGCCCCCGGGUGCUGCAGAGCUGUGCAAAGAGGGAGAACAACUGCAUAAAAACCUUGAGCAACAAAUGUCUUUGAAAAAUAACGAAGAGCUGUCCUGCCAGAUGGACAUUGCUUUAGCAAAGGAGAAGAACAACAGACUGAGGCAGGAGAAACGGGAGCUGCAAAAGAAACUGGAAGAAAUGAGGAAGAGAAUCCCUGGGGAUGACCCAGUGAUGGUGCUGUCUGCCUUGCCAGAGAAGAAAAUGGUGUUUAAGGGACUUGUGACAAAGAAGGAGGACAUGAACAAGCUAAAGCUCACCCCAGUGAUCCACUACCCUCUGCUGGGUGGCUCAGCUCUUAUUACCUUUGAGAAGGCAGAAGUGGCCCAGAGGAUCAUAGAGGCAAAGGAGCACAUGGUACAGCUGAACUAUGGGGAGGAGCUGGAUGAGCUCGACCUGUGCAGAGUGCGAGUGCAGGCAGGGCCAGUGGAUUUGCUGCUCCCAUCUGCCCUGGAGGUCAGGCUGAGGCAGAGCAGCAGAAGCAUCCUCGUGUGUGACCUGCCCAGCCUGGACAUCCCUGGUGAGGCACUGCUGGACAAGCUGGAACUCAUCUUCAGCAAGAAGAAGAAUGGGGGCAGUGAGGUGGAGAGCAGGGAGUUCCUGGGUGACUCCAACCAGGUGUUGCUGACCUUCGUGGAGGAGGGAGUGGCAGGGCCACUAAUUGCAAGAGGAUGCAUCCAGGUGCCUAUUGGGAAAAGAGAAUACAAGCUCAAAAUAUCCCCGUGCAUGAGUGGAGACAUUGCUGACCUGCAGCUCCAGCCCUCCCGCUGCCCCAGGACCGUCCUGCUCUCGGGCAUCCCAGACGUGCUGCAGGAGGAGACCAUGAGGGACACCCUGGAAAUCCACUUCCAGAAGGCGAGCCACGGCGGGGGAGAGGUGGAUGCCCUCGCCUACGUCCCGGCGGGGCGGCACGGAGUGGCCGUUUUCACGGAGGACAAGGACAAGGACUAGCCCUGGGCAGCGCUGCCGCUGGGUCCUGGCACUGCGGGAAUUAAAUAAACUGCAGCGA
Molecule: messenger RNA, 1260 nt
Organism: Calypte anna (Anna's hummingbird)
Lineage: Eukaryota; Metazoa; Chordata; Aves; Apodiformes; Trochilidae
Gene: IFI35
Product: interferon induced protein 35
Exons: 9
Coding region: 57-1202 (381 amino acids)
Cellular component (GO): nucleus
Source: RefSeq, a predicted model, not a curated record